This is a messenger RNA of Manihot esculenta (cassava), 1026 nucleotides long. RefSeq names its product protein WUSCHEL. Gene Ontology annotation, biological process: plant organ development. Lineage: Eukaryota; Viridiplantae; Streptophyta; Magnoliopsida; Malpighiales; Euphorbiaceae. Gene Ontology annotation, molecular function: DNA-binding transcription factor activity; DNA binding. The coding region runs from base 68 to 934 and encodes 288 amino acids. The transcript has 3 exons. The record is from RefSeq and is a predicted model, not a curated record.
UGCAGUACUCUCUCUUUGCUUUUUUUCUUGGCUUCUCUUUGUUUUCUUCUUCGUUUUGCAAUCCACCAUGGAACCUCAACAACAGCAGCAGCAGCAAAACCAACAACUACAAAACGAGGAUAGUAACAGCGGUGUCAAAGGAAGCUUUCUAUGCAGGCAAAGCAGUACAAGGUGGACUCCCACAACUGACCAGAUAAGGAUACUCAAGGACCUUUACUACAACAGUGGAGUUAGGUCCCCAAGUGCAGAGCAGAUUCAGAAGAUCUCUGCUAGGCUUAGACAGUACGGUAAGAUUGAAGGCAAGAAUGUGUUUUAUUGGUUUCAGAACCAUAAAGCUCGAGAGAGGCAGAAGAAAAGGUUCACCACAGAUGUCCCCAUGCAACAAAGAACUGUUUCAAAUGCUUCUAAUUGGAAACCUGAAGACUAUCCCUUUCACAACAAGUAUCCCAACACUACUUCCGGGUUUUCUUCUUCAUCUCCAUCCUCAGCUGGUGGGAGCACCGUUGGACAGAUGGGAAACUACGGCUAUAGAUCUGUAACAAUUGAGAAUAGUUUCAGGGACUGCUUAAUCCCAGCUGGUGCAAACAGCGGUGUUGUUGGAUCCAUGAGCCCCAGCUAUGGGUGGGUUGGGAUUGAUACCUACAGUUCAGCUUAUUCUCACUUUGACAAGCGAAAAUCAAGUAAUGAAAUCCUAGAAGGGGAAGAACGAGAAGUUCAAGAAGAGGAAGCAAUUACUCAAGAGAUUGAAACUCUCCCUCUCUUCCCUACCCAGAGAGAAGACACCAAUGGUAUUCUCUGCAACCUCAAGCACAACCCCAUCUGCUACCCCCACAACUACUGGUAUGGCUCCGAUGAUGGCAACAACACUUCGCGUACUUUCCUCGAGCUUAGCCUCAACUCCUACGGUAAUGGGCAGGCACCGGAUUCCAUCUAACCUAUUACUAGGGGAAAAUACUAAUUAAUUAAUCUCAUUAUAAUUAUUAUUGGCUUAGUUUAGGAAUCAGUAAUUAAUUAUGGAACUUUGAU